Molecule: messenger RNA, 1563 nt
Organism: Fimicolochytrium jonesii
Lineage: Eukaryota; Fungi; Chytridiomycota; Chytridiomycetes; Spizellomycetales; Powellomycetaceae
Product: Peroxin-3
Exons: 7
Coding region: 103-1356 (417 amino acids)
Biological process (GO): protein import into peroxisome membrane
Cellular component (GO): peroxisomal membrane
Molecular function (GO): protein-macromolecule adaptor activity
Source: RefSeq, a predicted model, not a curated record
UGGCCGGAGGAAACCGGAUUGUGACAUUGCAGACAUCUUUCAGAGAUCACCCCAUAACCAAAUACAGGACAACUACACAUACACACUCACAGAGGGACAACAAUGUCAGCAGUCGUACAGUCCGUAAAUGGCUUCCUCGGCAGGAACCGGCGGAAGUUCUACUGGCUCGGGGGGACAGCCAGCGCAGGCUACAUGCUCAUAAAAUAUGCGCAAUGGAAGUGGUCCGAGUACCAACAGCGACGGGAACUGGAGCAGACCGCAAAGUCAAAUGUGAAGAGACGGUUCGAGCAAAACCUCCAAGACUGCACCUUCGCCGUCGCGUCGCUUCUCCCAACGCUAGGGGAGCAACUGUUUGAGGGGCUGAAUGUGGAGCUGAUUACGGCGCAGCUGCAGCAGUGUCGGCAGGCGAAGAAUGAGGCGGGGAGGGAGUCGCCCGAUGGGUCGGUGGCGACGUCGGAGGAGGGGUCGUCGAGUAGGAAGACGAAGAUUGAGCUGUGGGAGGAAUUGAAGAUAUUGAGCUUCACACGAACAAUAUCCGCCGUCUACCUCGUCACCCUCCUCAUCGUCUUCACCCACCUGCAACUCAACCUCCUCGGUCGCUUCUUCUACCUCGACAGCGUCGUCGCCUUUGCCCCGCAAGUCGACGACGACGCCGACACUCCCGGCGUGGUCGUCGCCGCGAAAAAGACGGUGACGGAUGAGACCGAGCGCAAGUAUUUGACAUUUAGCUGGUUUGUUCUGAAUGUUGGGUGGAAAGGGUGUGUGGAGAGGGUGAGAAGGGCGGUGGGGGAGGUUGUGGGGAGCAUGUCGUUGAAGGAACCGAUAACCUACGACGUGAUGUUGAACAUCAUCAGCCAGAUUAGGAGCCAAGUGGAGGGAGACGGGUUCAGUGAAAAGGUAGCAUCGUACCUCCUCCCAGAAGAAGGGACAGAAGAAGAAGUCCUAAGCGCCAGCGGCGGCGACGACGAGGAGUUCACAAUGGACGAGGAGCUGGACGUGCUACUGGACGAGACGCGUGAUUUCGUCGAGAGCACGGACUUUUCCCACGUCCUCCACUCCUCCCUUGACGAAGCCUUCGACCUCCUCGCCAAACAGUUCCGCCCUACCUUCAUCACCGACCAACACGCCCACUCAUCUGUCACAGAACUAGCACCAGGUCAACAACAACUGGAUGUGGGGCCGGUGAAUAAGGGCAAGACGUUACUUUUGGCGGGCGCGAUACCCGUCGUCAGCCGGGUUGCGCAUAGUGUGUUGAACGGGGUGCCAAAUAUCUUCUUGGAGGCAUUGUCAGCCCAACCGGAACUCAAGGCCUUCUCGGUUGUCAUGUAUACAGGGUGGGAGGAUCGGGCACCAUGAGUGAGCAACCCAUGUGGCUCCUGCAGAUAGUCCUCACCCCCGCCGUGUACAUAUAUGGCUGCCUAUUCUGCGAUUUAAUGGCGGUGUAUAGCGGAGAACGACCUGUAUUUCUGGGUCAUACAUAUGCAUAGGCCCGGUGGCCGGUGGUGCAUGUUAUAUCAUUUACCACAUGUUCGAUAAUGUUUGUGGGCAUGGAUGGAUUCACUC